ACAUGACGUCGGAACACCCGGAGUCGUACGCCGUCAAGAUGUUGAAUCACGGGAAAGAGAAGCGUUUUGUGUGUGAAACAUGCGGAAAGGCGUUUAGGUUGCGGUGCCUGCUGCUGUCGCACCAGCGCGUGCACACGGGCGAGCGCCCCUUCGCGUGCGCGGAGUGCGGCGCGCGGUUCGCGCGCGCGCAGGCGCUGUCGCUGCACCGCGCCGCCGCGCACCGCCGCGCGCGCCGCCACGCCUGCCGCCUCUGCGGGCAGAGCUUCGCCGCGCGCAGCGCGCACAACAAGCACAUGAAGAUCCACCUCAAUAUUCGGCCUCAUAAAUGUUCUGUGUGCGAGAAAGCCUUCGUAAGCCCCAGUGACCUCAAAAGACAUGUAGAUCGCGUACACAACAAAGUGUCGUUGCCUAAGAAGAACAAAACCAAAGGAAAAGAAAAUACUGAGCAAGAGGAAUAUUUGUUAUAAAGCUUUAGGACGCCUUACUGGGCGGCGGCGAGAUGUAUGAAAUACGAAAUAAAUACGUUUUAUAAAUCAA
Molecule: messenger RNA, 537 nt
Organism: Manduca sexta (tobacco hornworm)
Lineage: Eukaryota; Metazoa; Arthropoda; Insecta; Lepidoptera; Sphingidae
Product: zinc finger protein 420-like
Exons: 3
Coding region: 3-467 (154 amino acids)
Source: RefSeq, a predicted model, not a curated record